AUGUCCCGGCAGGGAAACGGUGUGGGGAAUGGUGGGGGGAAGUUGACGCCAAACCUGGACAAGAACAGCACGAAGGCACUCAACCUGACGGUGCUCCAGCGGAUCGAUUCGUUCGUCGAGGAGAUCCUCAUCACAGCCGCGCACGUCACCUUGUACGAGUUCAACAUCGAUCUCAACCAGUGGGUAUGAUAAUAACUCUGCAUCCCAUCUCCCCCUUCUUUUCUGCUCCCUGCUUUCCGAGUGAGCCUGUUGAAUUCUUAUCCUGCUCCUUUCUCAUAAAAAUCUUGUCUCGCAUUUGUUCACUGUGAUUCAUGCAGAGCCGUAAGGAUGUAGAGGGAUCCCUCUUUGUGGUCAAAAGGUGAGUUUUCCCCAGUGCUUAACGACAAAUGGAGUUUUCAUUAGAUUAUAUCUUAUCUUCAUCCUGCCGUUUCGUAGGCUGCGUAUUAGUUGACAAAAUGAAUGUGGCUAAUUUGGACUCAUGGGAAGUUCGAAAUAAUUUUCCGUCCUAAUUUAUAAAAGGAGUUACUACUCAUCUGGUGGAAAGCUUGUUCGUUGUUUCUUGUGGUCAUUUGCAACCUUUCUUUAAAAUAUUUCUCGAACUUCACAGAGAGUGCUUGAAUUUUUAAAUAAUGAAUCUCUGCCCUGGGCUAGACGUAAAUCCUCUAUCACUGUGCCAUGAUUUCGGGCAUUCUUUAUAUGCCUGUCACCUGCAACUGGUGUUUUAGAUAUGGAUUCCUGUAAUUUCAUUUUCGUUUAGACAUUUUCUUAGCCAUUUUGGAGAACUUUUCUGUCCUCCAAAUGUACGUUCUUUUCUUCCAAUUGGCUUCCUCUUGUUUUUCUUAAUGAAUACUGAUAAUAUAAGAGGCAAACCGGAAAUCUCUAUGCAGGAAUGCUCAACCCAGGUUUCAGUUCAUUGUCAUGAACAGGCGAAAUACAGGUUUGCUUCUUCACUAACCUUUGCUUUUAGUUCAAAAAUUUUAGCAGUUUGUUAUAACUUAAAGAAUUUUUGGUUUUCAUCUCCAUAGAAUUUGUGGUGCUAGGAUCACUGUUGUUGCUUAAGAAUGUGCGUUCGGUUUUCAAAAUAUAAGGCUCUUCCUGAAUGGUUUUGUGGAGAAUGAUUGAAUCUAUCUGGCCUAGGAACUAGAGUUAUGCAUCAUGAUGACAUGUCCAUAUGGUUGUGUUGAUUCUACACUUGUCUCAUUAAUUAGGGAUGCUUUCGUGUUCUUUUAUUCUUUUUAAUUUAUUCUGAUCUGUAUGGACUAGAAAAAUCGAUUUGUGAAACUUUUUAACGAAAUAAUGAAUUGGGUUAGUUUUCGUUGACGUAAUAGUCUUUUUCCAUUGAAACCAGAUAAUUAUAAUGAAGAAAAAAUUAUUUUUUAAGGAUGGAAUUUUUCUUCUAUUUAUGCACACUUUUACGUGUGGAUAAUAUCCGCUAAUUAAUGUUGUUGAAUAUCCUUCUACGACUACUUUGGGUUUAUGAAGGAAUUUUGUUCAUCAAUGUACACAUUCGGCAUAUACUAUAUUAGGCCUAACUAUGCAUUCGCUGCUUUGAUCAGAAAAUCUCAUUGAGGAUGUCUUGGGAGACUUUGAAUAUGAAGUUCAAGUUCCAUACUUGCUGUACCGAAAUGCAGCUCAAGAAGUCAAUGGCAUUUGGUUUUACAACUCCCAAGAAUGCGAAGCAGUUGCAAAUCUCUUCAAUAGGUAAGGCGUGUUUUUAUACUGCUCUCUUUAAUGGCGUGUGGCAUAUUUAGGUACUUUUUGUAUGACUCUCAUUAACUUUUCCAAUUUUUAGUUCCAUUUGCUUUAGUGGUACAUGCUUCAAUUCUUUGAUAGCUGUCUGGGGAAGAAUUUGUCUUGUUAUACCAUACUUAUUUCUUCCCCUCUUUAUGUAAACUCUUUGAAAAGUUAAGGAAAACCUUUGAGAGUCGUUUUAUGAUUGUGUGAACUCAUACAAGCUGGCUAAGAAGGGAGGAAAACUCUCUUCUCUAAAGUUUCUUUGGCCAAGUGCUCGUCACUACUUUGUAGAGGGCAAAAUCAUUUAAAUGACUUGCACUAAAGAGUUUACGGCAUUUUUAGGCCUUGAUCGUUAUCAUUAGUACUGAGAGUUAGUUUUUGGGGUGCCAUGAAUCUACAUUUAUGAGUAAGUUCUUGGAUCUUCGCCUACCUGAUGUCAGGUUCCUUUGUAAUGUCUUGGGUCUAGAUGUACCGAUUGGAUGUGUUGGAUAUUACCAGAUUCCCUGCUUACAAUAUCUGGAAAGAUAAUUGGUGUGAGUUUAACAAGAUUUCAAGGGAUAGAAAAAAUUGGUUUUGAGUGGCUAGUUUAUAAAUCCGAAAAUGUGAAGAUUGAGAUCGAAAAUCACUGAAUUAAAGUUUUUUGGAAGAUGAAUUUGCAAUUUCUAGCUUAAGAAGUAUCAUUUGUAUGGUUGGUCCUUUGUCUGGAAUGGCUGGGGUUUGCCAGUAAGCUAGAGAAAAUCAGAAUGUAAUCCUAGAUUAACAUUCCCAUAAACUACUUAUAAAAGCCAAGGAAAAUGUUUAUGGACAGUAGAUGCGAAAAGGUAUAAAUCUGACAAAGAGAUGAACAUAUCUAGGUUACAGACAUAAGGCACACGGUUCUACACGGAGUUUUUUAUCCUCGUAUUUGCACUGUCUUUGUUGUUUAUUCGUGUGUUAGUUCUCAAAAUCUUGCCAUUGGUGAAGUUUUGGUGGGAUGAAAUGAAUUCUGCCAUUUUUUUCCUACAAUUUGUGCUAACGGUAAAAUUUUAAGACCGAUUUCUUGGAUAAGUGUUUUAAAUUCCUGGUGGAAAGGCUUGCUUCUAAUGCUACUGCUAUAGUUGAGAUAGAUUCUCCUUUUUAAAAAUGCUUCCGAGAUAGUGUGCUGAUCAAAAUCUCGGAGAUAAUAGUAGUACGUAAUUUUUUUUAACUGUAUUAUUUCUCUUUAUUGCUGUUUAACCUAUUUCAUGGUGCAAUUUAUUUUUCUAAUUUUAUAACAUUAGUUAAUUUUUAUGCUAUGGGAUAAGCAUUUUAAUGCCUUCUUUUGGUUAAAAUUUAUAAUUUUCUUUUUCCUUGUCUGUAGAAUACUGAAUGCAUUUUCAAAAGUUCCUCCAAAGCCUAAUGCCACUGCAUCCAAAAGGUAACAUUCAAGUGACCUUGGCUAAUUUUUUUUUCCAGGGAACAACAUAGUACAAUGUUGCAUUUAUGAUGGGGCAUGCUGUUCCAUUGUCCCACAGUGGGAGCUUUUCUUUAUCUUACAAUGUUAAAUAGGGGUGUUGGCACAUUUUGUAACUGAAUCUGUAUCAACAUUUAUUCUCGCUGAUAUGCCCAUAGAUCAACUAACUUUCACAUGUUGAUUUUUUUAAAACACUAUCAAAUACUUUAUCACUACUGUCCUUGUAAUUAUUCUCUGGACUACUGUUAUACCCUAGUUUGGUUGUUCAUACUCUGAGAUGUUUUAUGCAUUGAUAAAAGUUUCACUGUACCAUUGGUUCCUGAUUUUCUAAUCCUACUUAGUAUCUUUUUGUUGGUGAACUCUACGAUUUGAAAACUUAGUUGAUCUUGUUAAGUUGUUCUACUGAAAGAGGUGGUAUAAUGUGUUGGCAUUGGAUAUUCUUUGCUUUGUAUGCGACUUCUGAUCUCAAAGAAUGUCAUUUAAGGAGCUUAAUCUGACAAUAAAAUGCUAGUUUAUGAUUUAUUGAAUAAGGUACCCAAAAGGCAGCACCACCUUGGCACUUAUGUGAUCAAGAAAAGUACAUUUUAGGUAUGCUCACUAGAUCCCCAAAUACUUUUCCCUCCAGCUAUGCGUUUUUCUCUGGGCAUCACCUUGAAGACCAUGGCCUCAAAAUAAACCAAAGUCUUAUUGCCAUAGUAAUCAAUUCAUCUUUUGAUGACUAGGUCAGGCCUUGCAUUCCUUUAGUUUAUUGUGACCUCGUAUUUGCUUCUAUACCGUUUUUUAUAGGCUGUGGUAAAACGAUAAAUGCCUUGGAGAACACACCCACAUUUAAGGAUUCUGUCGGUUUCCCUGGUUGACAGUUUCCAUGGAGAAAAUGAUAACAUCCAUGGUUCUGUGAAUUUCCUUCUCAAGGUUGGAAUCAUGGUUAAUGAUUUUUGUGUGGUUGUAUUAGUUUGACCAUGUGACCAUGAAGACGAUUUUCUCUGCAAACUGCCCCUGAUCUGCUGAUAAAGGCAUUUGGUAUCAGCCACAUGCCCCUGUCUAUCUUCCUACUGACUCUCCUCACUAAAGUUUUCGUGGUGAACUAUUUAACACUUCUUUGAAGUGGGUUGAUAUCAAGUUGCCAGCUGGUUAUGAAAUCAUUAAAUUAUGGACUGGCUUUUAGCUGAUACCAAAUGGAUUUAAUAAGCUUUUACAAAGCUAUUAGGCUGAAACCUACCAUUCGAUGGUAAUUGUCUAAAGCUUAUAAUUUUAUCAUGGUCAUAAUGGUACUUAGGCGUGUGCAUGCUGCAGAAGUAAGUUUGACAAAAUUCAUUUUCUACUUCAAUUUAAAGCUCUAGUUGGCUGCUUCUAUAUUUUGAAGAUCACAGCCUCAUGGUAAAAAGCAAAUAUUUCUCAGAGCCAUGCGACUGGAAUUGGGUUGCAUCUUGCUGAGAUUCGUUUCCAAGAUACAUAAGAGCUGUAGUUCAAGGGGCUCUGACCAUGAUCUUCUUCCAUGUUAAUGGAGCGGAUAGUGCAAAUGAUCUUUUGUAGCUCAAUAACCGGGUGUCAUCCAGCGAAGGAAGAUAAAUUUCUAAUAUCAGUAGUUCUGUGCAAGAAGUGCCUCAAAGGUUUUCUUCAGCGUCUACAUCUCUGCAGCUUGCACAGUUGCACAUAUAUGCCCGCGGUCAAGAUUAUUUUGUAGUAUCUUUUUGAGAUCUUUUGUGAUAUUUGCCUUUCUGAGUGGCCUUUAAACGCACCAGUCAUCUAUUAGGGUGCUAAAAAAAUGCCAAAAUUUUCUUGUCAUUUGAGGACUAUUGGAUGAGACUUGUCUCUUAUUUUAUGCCAUCACGAAUCUAUGCUCAUUUGUGGCUGCUCUGUAUUUCUUUUGCCUAUGCUGUUGCAGUGAAUUUGAGGAACUCGAAGCUGUGCCAAGUUCAUCUGUGAUAGAAGGCCCUUUGGAGCCAAUGACAUCAUCAGUUGCCAGUGUGCCUGAUGUCCCUGAUGAUUCCUUUCUGAACUUCUUCAGUGUAUGCGCUAUUUCUCUGACCUUAGUCUGAUUGUGCCAUCUUAUGCUUCCAUCAUACUUUAGUUGCUGCUGAGCUCACUUCUUUAGAUUUUCUUGAUUCAUCGAAAAUUUUCUCAUACUCUCUCUUAUACUCUCUGGCUCUCUCUCUCUCUCCCUCUCUCUCUCUCUCUCUCUCUCGAUCUAUCUAUCUCCAUGAUUAUUAAGGAUGCGUCUGUAAUCGAACCUUGCAAUUUUACCUCUCGGGUUUUAUGACUAGUAGGCCAUUUGUAAAAAUGCAUCUUUUUUCUAACAUUGCUUUAUGUUAUUGCAGGCUGCCAUGAAUGUCGGAAAUGAUGCCCCAAUCUCUGGUCAAGCACACCAAUUGUCUCCUCCCAGCUCUCUAUCCUCUCUCACUCCAGCUGUGAUCCCCUCCCCUGCACAGGCUCUCAAGCCUUCCAUUCCUAUCUCGUCCACCUCUCUGGCAUCUGCUCUGGAUGCUCCUGACUCUGCUGGCAGCAACAUGAUCAGUCACACGGCGAAUCUGGUAAAACCCUCCUAUUUUACGCCUCCGUCCACAUCCGGGCUGGUUAUGCUGCCAGUGGCGGCGCCUCUGCCGGCAGCAGCGCCGCCACUCCUGCCUGUGACCUUGCAGCGCCCUUACGGGACUCCACUUCUCCAACCCUUUCCCCCACCAACCCCAUCCCCUUCUCUGACGCCUCCAACGAGUUAUGGGUCAGUCAUUACGAGGGACAGAGUGCGUGAUGCAUUGUCGAGGCUGGUGCAGGUAUUUUCCUUUCUUCAAUCUCUAUGUGUCUUCAGUUCAUCCGUGCUGCUCCUAAGUUGUCCAUUCCAUGUCUAUUGUUUCUGUGAUAAUUCAAUGGUGGGGUGGGGGAGCCAAUUUGGUCUCAGAAUAUCCACGGCCAUCUUUUGCUGUUAUCCUCGACUGGUGGAAACUGCUACUAUUGCUGCUACUGCUUACGACGGUGUCUUGAUUUAGAUGCUCUUCACUGCUUUCUGGUGCAGAUGAAUUCUUAAGCUUGCUUGUGACAUCUAUUGAUUUUUCUUUCCCACUUGAACAGAAUGACCAGUUCAUCGACAUGGUGUACCGAGAGAUGCUGAAUUCUCACGCUUUGUGA
Messenger RNA from Spirodela intermedia, 6289 nucleotides. NCBI's taxonomy places the organism in Eukaryota, Viridiplantae, Streptophyta, Magnoliopsida, Alismatales, Araceae. The record is from the annotation of a GenBank genome assembly.